Molecule: messenger RNA, 411 nt
Organism: Solanum stenotomum
Lineage: Eukaryota; Viridiplantae; Streptophyta; Magnoliopsida; Solanales; Solanaceae
Exons: 2
Coding region: 1-411 (136 amino acids)
Source: RefSeq, a predicted model, not a curated record
AUGGCUAAAGUGGAAAAAGUAGAUGGCAGAGUUAUGAAGUAUCUUCAAGAUGUUGGGUGUGAAAGGUGGGCUAGAUCUUAUGCAACAAUGAACAUGGGGAGAAUGAUGACUUCGAACAUAGCGGAAUGUAUCAAUAGUUUCCUUAUUGAUGCACGGCAAUUACCUAUUAUAGACUUUCUGGAAGAAGCUAGAAUUCUAUUUGGUACUUGGAAUUGCAAAAAUCGAGAAAUAGCAUCUUAUACAAAGGAAACAUUAAGGAGAAGAAUUGAAGAAAUAUUGAUUAUAAACGCAUCCAAAUGUGCGAAAAUGAAGGUUGUUGCAUCUUCUGAUUAUAUCUUUGUAGUGUAUGAAGGUGGGAUAAGAUACAUUGUUUGUCUUGAGAGGAAAACUUGUUCAUGUGGUAGAUUUUAA